GAGUUCAUGUUAGCGGAAGAAGUCGAAAGAGUAGCUGGUUGUGCAACUCACCUUGCUGCUGGUUCUGGCCGCACUGCUGCUGAUUCCCCGAGCUGCCUCCCUGAGGGGGUUGCUGUUGCUGGGGCGGGGAUGGCUGCCACGGCUGAGGCUGGCUGGGCUGCUCCCAGGGGGCGGCAGAGACCAGCAUGGCCGAGGCGGCAAGAGCGAGGAGGGAGAAGGCGUGCAUGUUGAGUGAUUGAUUGAUUGGGUGAUGGAAGUGUUGAAAGUGUGUGUUUGAACGAGUGCUGGACUUGUUGCGAUAUCUGGACGAUGAUGAUAGGAAAGAAACGAAACGAAACGGAAUCAACACGACUUUUAUAACCCGAUCCUCGACAUCGACCUCGCCGUGCUGCGUCAUCGACAAUCCCCGAGCAGGUGCAAGGAAUGCUGCAAGUGUUUUCGCCCUGCCAAGGCGUGGCACCGCUGCCAGAAAGUCCCGACGUAAGGGAAGCACAACACACAAGGGAUAAACGUCUUGUGCCACCACACGCGCGCCCUCACCCUCGCCUCUUUGCGUGCGCUACAAAUUGCGAUCGACGCUCCAAUGCACUGCUUUCUCGUGUCCACCCGUCAACGAGGCGGAGAAUGUGCAGCGCAGCAUUGCUGCUGACGGCCUGUAACACGCAGAAUGCAGAUCUUCGUCCGAAUGGGUGCCGCCGCACAGGGGUUUGCGUUCCCAUUCAUCACCAGAUUGGGACUUCAGCGCUCCGAGUACACCUUGAGAUAUCGAAGGAGUACGUCAGACUCGUGUUCAGGCGUCGGAGUUGCGACUUUCCUCGGCCGCGCUGGCAUGUCGUCGGGAUCGAACGGACGCCUGCAUUUACAUCGGAAGCAGGGGAGUAUUGCGUGGACGAGACACUCCCCCUGGACUUCGUUUCAGUCCAGCGAUUUGUUGACCGGAAUGCAGUUAAGCCAAUUACGGAGUGUUCACGUUCUCGUGGCAAGGCAGGGAUGGCUGGAUGGAGGGGCGGUGGUGACGCUGUUACGGGAAUCGAUGGCUGAAUUAGCACAUGAUCUUCGACUCUGAAAGACGGCUGCUCGGGGUGUUUGAGACAUGGUGGCCUUGGGUACUACUUCAUUGACUAUUGAAUCACAUUGGUGUCGCGGCGUCAAUCAGAGGUACUGACUGUUU
Neohortaea acidophila is the source of this 1171-nucleotide messenger RNA. RefSeq lists its product as uncharacterized. NCBI's taxonomy places the organism in Eukaryota, Fungi, Ascomycota, Dothideomycetes, Mycosphaerellales, Teratosphaeriaceae. Bases 424 to 1041 code for a protein of 205 amino acids. The record is from RefSeq and is a predicted model, not a curated record. The transcript has a single exon.